Molecule: messenger RNA, 1418 nt
Organism: Momordica charantia (bitter melon)
Lineage: Eukaryota; Viridiplantae; Streptophyta; Magnoliopsida; Cucurbitales; Cucurbitaceae
Product: clathrin light chain 3
Biological process (GO): intracellular protein transport; clathrin-dependent endocytosis
Cellular component (GO): clathrin coat of coated pit; plasma membrane; clathrin coat of trans-Golgi network vesicle
Molecular function (GO): clathrin heavy chain binding; structural molecule activity
Source: RefSeq, a predicted model, not a curated record
AACGGUCGCGAAGUUGCAGAGAAAAGAAUUUUGUCAAUUUCCCAAAUAUUCGCGCGGAAAGAUUGACCGUUGAUUUGCUAGACGCCGGCGGGAGAAGUAGAACACGCCAACGCCAUGUCGACGUUCGCCGGAGCUCCUCCUCCGUUCGACGACGGCACCGCCGGCUACGAUCCUCGCCUCUCUUCUCAGCGAUUCGAAUCGUUUUCCAACUUCGAAGCUGAGUCCAUCGCGGACUCCGCCGGCGACUCGUCCCCUAUCUUCGGCCACCGGUCGGAUAAUCAGGGCGACGACCUGCUCUCUUCUCAUCAGGUUCCGGAAACUCCAUCUCCGCCGUCGAAUUUCUCGCCAAGCGGAGGAUUCUCUGCUUUCUCGCCGGAACAGAACGGGAAGGGCUUUGAUGGAGGUUUUGAGGAGUCGGAGGGCCCGAUCCUGUCAUCUCCGGCGGAGAUGGAGCCGGAGGAGGGAUUUCCUUUGAGAGAGUGGCGCAGAUUGAAUGCGAUUCGACUGGAAGAGAAGGAGAAGAGGGAGAAGGAGCUGUUGCAGGAGAUAAUCGAUGAAGCCGAUCAGUACAAAAUUGACUUCUACAGGAGACGCAAGCUUGCUCUUGAUAACAAUAAAGCUUCAAAUAGGGACAAGGAGAAGCAAUAUCUAGCAAACCGAGAGAAGUUCCACGCUGAAGCUGAUAAGAACUAUUGGAAGGCAAUUGCAGAACUGAUCCCCAAUGAGGUUCCAACUAUAGAACAGAAGGGGAAGAAAGACAAGGAGAAGAAGCCUGCCAUUGUUGUUAUUCAAGGUCCCAAGCCCGGGAAGCCGACCGAUCUUUCGAGAAUGCGUCAAAUACAUUUGAAGCUCAAACGCAAUACCCCUCUUCACAUGAGGCCCAAGCCACCACCAUCAUCAGAAUCUAAAACAGAUCCUAAAAGGGAUUCUUCUUCUGCUGCUGCUGCUGCUGGCGCAUCUUCGACUACUGGUUCGGGUUCUUCGAGUUCUGCUACUCCAAAGGCUGCUGCUGUUGCAACUUCUGCUGGUUGAGAUCUCUCGGUAUAUAUAUUUUACUCCCUCUUAUGUGUGUUCUAAAACAAAUUAGCCAUCCCAUGGAUCAGGAUGUGUCUAAUGAUAGUCAGUUAUAGCAAAUAAAUCACUCUGAGAAAUCUUGAAAUCUUUCUGGUUAGAGCCCAAAAGGCUACAAAAAUCCUAAUCCGGGCCCCAUUUUGGUGGAUCAUUGUAUAUGGAUGGUUGUCACUGCUUGAGUUUUUCUUUUGUUUUGUGAAUAUUUAUGCUGUGUUUUUUCUAUGCCAUUCAACCGAUGGAGUAGAAUUAGUACAUUUGUGCAUAUUGUAGAACUUGGAAGUUUGGAAGGUUGAUGAGAUGAAGGCCAGACAUUUGGCAUGAAUGAUAAAAAUUUAGGUUAAAAAAUA